Cucurbitaria berberidis CBS 394.84 is the source of this 817-nucleotide messenger RNA. RefSeq lists its product as uncharacterized. The coding region runs from base 260 to 520 and encodes 86 amino acids. The record is from RefSeq and is a predicted model, not a curated record. NCBI's taxonomy places the organism in Eukaryota, Fungi, Ascomycota, Dothideomycetes, Pleosporales, Cucurbitariaceae. The transcript is spliced from 4 exons.
CGACGCCCCGGUGCUUUCCUGAACAGCCUAUUGAUCGCCCGCCCAAACCCAGUUUCCGAUUCGAUCUUGAGCAGCAUUCAGUAGACUUGGCAGAGUCCGCCCGACCCGGUAAACUUCUCACGGCGCCACUGUCAAUACCACACUGGCUGCAACCACUCGCUGCAGAAUCAAAAGCUUGCUCUAGGCUCUGAUUGAAACUGAAGUUUAGAUCACUACCUUAGGAGGAAUCCUGUCGAUAGUCUGCUUGUACGAUAUCAAUAUGGCAGCAGCACCAAUUACAUCAGCUCAGCUAGGACAAGAUGUCAUAAACCGGCUUGUCAACAGUCCCACCAAUCCAAGCAACUGUACUUGCGGUUGGUAUAUAUACUACUCGAACGUCUGCGGUCAUCCUUACCAGGAUGUGCCGCACCGAUGUGGCAGGACGACUGUUCCAACUGGUAAAUCUGGUUUCUGCAAGUCUCCGGCACCACGACACAUCGUCCAGGCACCGCAGGUCGCCGCCCAGUGCCGACUCUGCUGAUGUCCAAUAUUCUGUAUUUCUUGCUACACCUGAGACAUUCAAACAGAUGCGCACGAAAGAGGGCAGAGUUUGGAGAGGAGAAAGGGUAGUAUCCUUCUUUGUGAGCUUGGUGAGCGGCGAGGCUUUCUUCGGGCAACAUCCUGAAGCAGAAAUGAUUUCAAAAGCGCAUACGCCCUAGUUGGGCUAGCGCUGGAUCUGUGAAGGUACUACGGGUGCAGAGAGAUUUGUGACGACAUAAAUCCUGCACAGCCCUUUGGUAGAGAUUGGCAAAUAUUAGAAAGCUUUCCACAUCCUCAA